Messenger RNA from Asterias rubens (European starfish), 2926 nucleotides. RefSeq names its product hemicentin-2-like. The transcript is spliced from 14 exons. The record is from RefSeq and is a predicted model, not a curated record. Gene Ontology annotation, molecular function: transmembrane signaling receptor activity. Gene Ontology annotation, biological process: immune response; toll-like receptor signaling pathway. Gene Ontology annotation, cellular component: membrane. The coding region runs from base 109 to 2736 and encodes 875 amino acids. NCBI's taxonomy places the organism in Eukaryota, Metazoa, Echinodermata, Asteroidea, Forcipulatida, Asteriidae.
GGUCGGCGCCACCCUAGCCCAGGCACCAACCAUAGACGCCAUUUCCCUUGAUGAGUGUUCCAGAACGGUGUUUCCAAAAAAUAUAAAGAGGAGCAACUCUUUGUAAAGAUGUCCUCGUCAAUCCUAGUAGCGGCCAUCAUGAUGGUUGUCACAGCGUCAUUGUCACCAACUUUGUCAUCCCAACUUAUGGAGGCACAAAGUAAUGACUAUGACAGGUCAUGUUAUGUACCCCCUUCAGAACAGCAAGGUGACACGGAUAAGCUUGUAUCCAGUGACAUGUAUUUCCCACCUCUCCCAUCAGCAGACGACAACUUUUACUAUCGGGACUAUGAGAUGUUAUCAUUUCCCAAUGGGACAUGUGGAGUUGAUGUGUACUACUGCAACUUUCACAUAUGGUUUAGCGCCGGUUUGAACCAAAUGAUAAAACAAGUGACAGCGAAAUUCCCUGAAUAUUGUACCAUUUCGUCUGAAACAAAGUGGUACUUCAAACUCCUCACAACAGGAAGGUAUUCACCUCUUUACACUAGUGUCAGUCUUGUACCAGAAGAAGAAUUAAGUCGUCUCCCGCCCGAGUGGAAACAGGGUGCUAUCAUGUUUGUGCACCUGGAUUACAUUCCAUCGGCUCAACCACUGGAGAUUCACUGCAACUUAUCCGACAUAUUGCAACCCAAUCCACAGUCUCCAUACAACCUGAAUAUUACUUUCGAAGUUAAUGGUUGUCCAUUUGGGCGAUAUGGUGGUCGUUGUGACCAAACAUGUUCCUGUGUAGAGGGAGUGGAAUGCCAUAGCUUCAAUGGAGUUUGUAUGUGCCCACCCGGGUUUGUUGGAACUCAUUGCGAAUACACUGCACCCAUACUCAGUGUACAGCAGCGACAGGUGUAUAUACCCUUCGGAACCUCCUUCAACCUGACCUGUACUGCGGACGGGAUGAUACCAACUAACUACUCUUGGACCAAAGACGGCAACUCGACACCACUACUCACUGAGUCCUGGAAGAAAACAGUUCUUUACAGACCAAGCCCCAGUGUGUUGACGAGCACAGUGGAUACUUAUACUACAACCGUCAAUGGUGGUUACAUCUGCGAAGUCUGUGACGGAAAUGGGACAGUGUACAGGCAACAUGUGAACGUCACCGUCAUAGCUGUUCCAGAUCCCUUCAUCCAAGUUCCUCAGAACCAAACCACCCUCAUCGACAGAAAUGUUGUAUUCACCUGCAAGACCAAGAAAGAGGCUGGGACCAUCAAAUGGGUCAAAGGUCACAACCAACCAUCCUCAGAGAUCAGGGAUGAAGUUGGCCGUUACGGAGUACACCAUCUCUCUGAUGGUGUUUCUGAACUUCAUAUCUAUGGUGUAGAGUUCGCAGACGAGGAUGUGUACAGAUGCUAUGUUGGAUUCACCUUCGAGGGGCCAGACUUGAAUUAUGCAGAGGCUAAGCUUAUUGUUCAAUCUGAUCCACCGGCUAUCUGUUCCUUCCAAGACGUUGUGAAUGCUACAUCAGGCCAGAAGGUGACUCUUACAUGCCAAAUGAAGAAAGUCAAACCGUCUCCAUCAAUAACUUGGUUUAUAGAAGGAAGGGGAAUGAUCCCAAACCCUACAACGGUAACCACUCUAUCCGGUGAUCAAUACUCCUAUGACGUCAUCACUUCGAUGACCUUUGUCCCCGUCCCUGGGGAUAAUCGGAGGAGAGUGUACGUUGCCAUGGAAAGCCCAGCCUGGGAGGGAACUACUGAAGUAUCUACCUCACUGGAUGUCAAAUAUGAACCCAUUGUGGAGAUAAGUCCAGAUCCAAUCUCGCUUGACUCCGGACAGGAUGCUGUCAUCUCCUGCUUGACCAAAGGCAACCCACGUCCAACCAGCUACACCUGGACUCUCGAUCGACCUGACAAAACACCACAGACUAAUUUGUCGACUGGUGAUACCUACCGUCUUAGGAAUGUUGAUAUGACCUAUGACCUGGCCAGCUUGACCUGUUCCGUUGGGAAUGAGAUUGGUGAGACGAGUGACACGGUGAAGAUGAGAGUUACAGAAAAUGGCUGGACACGGGCUGCUAUUUCCGCAUUUGGCGUCUCAGGAGGAAUGUGUGUCUUAUUUCUGGUCUUCUCAAGUCUUCUUGCUUAUCGUUUCCGUAAAGAAAUCAUCCUUUGGUGGUCUGCAAAGACUGGCAAAAAUAAAAACGACAAAGACUUCGAUGUCUUCAUCUCAUACAAGAGUGGAACACCAGACGAGGAAUUUGUUAUCAAUGAACUCAUUCCGAGAUUGGAGAAAGAUGGAUACCGUGUUUGUGUUCAUUACCGGUUCUUCUUACCGGGAAGGAGUAUCAUCGACAACAUCUCAGAUGCAGUUCGUCGAAGUCGCAAGACGCUUCUCCUUCUGACCCCUGACUUUGUCGAGAGUGAAUGGUGUCGAUAUGAAUUCCAAGCAGCUCUCCUUCAGAUGCUGCGCCGUCAAAUGGACAUCAUCCCGGUCAUCUUCGAGGAUCUCGGUACCCCAGAGAAACUCUCCGAAGACCUCCAGACCGUCCUCCGCACUCUCUCGUACAUCACCUGGCCCAGCGCCGUCAUGGACGGCAGAGGUCCGCAGAGGGAGGACGACGAGGAGCAGUUCUGGAAGCUUUUGUGGGAAUCUUUGCCUAGCACUCCCCUGGGUUUGGAAGAACCGGUAUUUUCUCUUUCGAUGGGGAAUGAUGAAGAUCAAUUACUCAUUGAUACGGAAGAGGAAGAAUAUGACAGUCUUUAGGGCGUCGUGUUACUUAUCUCUCUAAAAAUGCAAAAGAGUGAAAAUGCACUCUUUGAAGAGGUGAGAUGAUGAGGGACAACUCUUUUACGAGCGGUCUUCCACUCUUUUGGAAUUAAGUUUACAUCUUUUUUGAGUGAUUUUUCACACUGUCCUGCAGUCAAACCCAGAGUGAAAUAACCACCUCUCUUUU